This is a messenger RNA of Bombina bombina (fire-bellied toad), 1728 nucleotides long. RefSeq names its product tubby protein homolog. The coding region runs from base 1 to 1674 and encodes 557 amino acids. Gene Ontology annotation, biological process: protein localization to cilium. The record is from RefSeq and is a predicted model, not a curated record. The transcript is spliced from 13 exons. Gene Ontology annotation, cellular component: cilium. NCBI's taxonomy places the organism in Eukaryota, Metazoa, Chordata, Amphibia, Anura, Bombinatoridae.
AUGCUUUCGGGCCUAGUAUCUGCUCUUCAGGACUUUCACACCUCGCGCAAUCUUUAUGAAAAGAAACAGAGAAGAAAGAGGCAAGAGCCAUUGAUGGUGCAAGCAAAUCCAGAUACUGUGAUUAAACCGCGGCGCUCCCGAAAGCCAGAGGAACAAGCACUUUUGCUGGAAUCUAGCAGUGCUUCCAGCAAUAGUUUGGGUAACUGUAAUCCAAACACAAUAGGUGAACCUCCUGGCGCUACUUAUAUUGUUUCCAGUGGUGGGUCAGAGAACUUCUCAAGGAACUUCAAGACUGAGACAGGACAAGGCAAUAAAGAAGCAGACUUAAUGGGAGUAUUUUCAGAUGAAGAAUUAGAGGAGAUCACACUUGAAGAUACUCAGCCUCUCACAAAGAGGAAAGAACUGGUCACAGCCAGACCAAGGCAGAAGGGAAAGACUAAGGCAGGAAAAUCUGAAGUUAAUGACACUAAAAUAAAGGGGGCUUCUGUAUCCCACAAAGUUCCAAAGAAUGCUAAAUCUUCAUUUGAAAAAGAUGCAGAGAAGGAGAAUACCCCGGAUGAAAAAGAAAUUGAUGACCCAGAUUCUUUUCAAGAUGAAGUCCAAGAAAUUAAGUCAGGCAAUGUUCUUAGACUUGAACCGUCAAGUGAAGAAUAUGAUGAUUCUUUAUCUAUAGGGGAUCGAAAAGUUCCUCCGGCACCUGUAAAAAAACGCAAUAAAAAGAAACCACCAAAGACAGCGAAAUCUGCAAGAAAAAGUCUAAGCAAUGAGGAAAUGAAUGCUGUAACAGACGAGGAUGAUUUUGAUGAAGAUUCUGAUAUACUGAGUAGUGUUGGUUAUGCAAGAACCCUGUCACCUUCCAGUAGGUACGAAGAUCCCCAGGUGCCAUUAUCUGUAGAAACUGAAGAUCUGGAAGGGUUUGCUUUACGCCCAGCUCCCCACAACAUGAUACUUCAGUGUCGCAUCACCAGAGAUAAAAAAGGCGUGGAUAAAGGCAUCUACCCCACCUACUAUUUACAUCUAGAGAGAGAUGAUGGAAAGAGGCUUUUCCUCAUGGCUGGUAGGAAGAGGAAGAAAAGCAAGACGUCCAACUAUCUUAUCUCAGUAGAUCCCACAAAUCUCUCACGAGGGGGAGAGAGUUUUGUAGGAAAAGUCAGGUCAAAUAUGCUGGGAACCCGAUUCGCUGUGUUUGAUAAUGGUGUGAAUCCAGUGACAAAGCCAUUUGUGCAGGAGAGGGAAUCCCUCAGACAAGAGCUGGCAGCCAUAUGUUAUGAAACGAAUGUUUUAGGAUUUAGGGGUCCUCGAAAAAUGACCAUUAUAAUUCCUGGGAUGAACAUGGAUAGUGAGCGAGUGACUAUUCGACCACGAAACGAACAUGAAACUUUGCUGGCUCGGUAUCAGAACGGUAACAUGGAGAACAUAAUUGUGCUGCAUAACAAAGCUCCGUCAUGGAAUGAUGAGACACAGUCAUUUGUGCUGAACUUUCAUGGACGCGUAACACAGGCAUCUGUCAAGAACUUUCAGAUCAUAUAUGCUGAUGACCCUGAGUACAUUGUCAUGCAGUUUGGACGUGUAGCUGAGGAUGUGUUUACCAUGGAUUUCCGAUACCCACUGUGUGCUCUGCAAGCCUUCUCUGUCUGUCUGUCCAGCUUUGAUAGCAAGCUAGCAUGUGAAUAAAUAUGAAUACAUGAAGUCAUUAUUGAUUUAUAAAGAAACAUAGCAAAUGCAUCA